AUGGCACGGACCUUGCUCGUGCUGGGUCUGCUUCUGGCUCCCCUUGUGGUGCUGGCGAUGGUCCCUGUGCCAGAUAACUGUCCAAACAUUUAUGGUGGUGAUGCUCUGGGCAAGCCCUUGGGCCAGUAUUCUGGGCUGCACACGCCCCAGCGCUAUGGAAUCUACUUUACACUUGCCACGCCCCGUUGGCUCUUUCUCAAUUUUGCCCUGACGAAUGAUGGCGAGGACAAGGUGUUGGCGGCCACACAUGAUGUGCUUCUUGUACAACGUGGCUCAGAAUAUCUGGCGCUCACGUACGCCUCUGGAGAUCUUUUGCUGGGUCAGGCCUCAUCGGUGAUUCUGCGCGAUGCCGUGAGUGCGCCUGGUAAUUGCUACCUCAGUGCCGAUGCUGACAACAAGCAGUACAUGGCUUAUUGUAGCAACAGCACGACCCAGCGCUUUGCCGUGACCUAUGCCACGCUUCCCGAGGAGGCACUGGCCACCGCUGCUGCUGGCCUGGCCAACGCAGACCUGGAAGGCACAUUGAGCACGCGCCUCGCCGCCAUGGCUCGCCCACCCAGGCUCAAUGACACAGGCCUGGACCGUCUCAGCCGCAAAGCAUACUCCGUGAUGCGAGCCAAUACCUUAAGCCCCGAGGGCCGACUUACCACGGCCUGGAGCACGCCCGAUCGCCAACCUCACCGUGCCAUGUGGCUCUGGGAUUCGUGUUUUCACACCUUUGGACGCUCACUGAUUGAUCCCGACCUGGCCUGGGAUUUCAUGCAGGCCCUGCUCGAGGUCCAGACCUCGGAUGGCCGCUUGCCCAUCCAGUACAACCCAUGGGAUGAUCAAACCCUCACCCUAACGCAACCGCCCCUCGCUGCCUGGGCUAUUUGGGACAACUAUCAACGUACAAACAACCUGGAUCGGUUGCGCUAUGCCGCCCCAAAGCUGGCCGCUUAUCUCAGCUAUGACCUGACUGAACGGGAUAUCAACGCAAAUCACUUGCUAGAAUGGUCGAGCCCUUUUGAGUCGGGCCUCGACCAGUCACCCGUCUUCGACUCGGGCGUCCAAAUGGACUCGCCCGACUUCUCCGUCUUUGCAGCCAUUGAUUGCUAUCACCUUGGUCUGAUCUACCGUGAGCUCAACGACACGUCCAAUGCAGACUUGUGGAGCCAACAAGCAACGCUCAUGAUCGAGCAGAUUCACACUCUGCUCUGGGACAACGUCACACAAAUGUACCACUACCGCAAUUUCUCUGGGUUUUACAUGCCCUACACCAUUCCCACUGGGCUUCUACCCCUCAUGCUGCCCAACAUGCCCGUGGACCGCGUGAAGACGCUCAUUGGCUAUCUGCAAGACCCUGCUGUCUUUGGUACCCAUGCCCCCAUUCCGACCAUUGCACGCGGCUCCAGUGACUACAGCACCAACAUGUGGCGCGGCCCCAGCUGGAUCAACAUCAAUUGGUUUGUGUACCUAGGCCUGCAGCGCUAUGCCAAGGUGGUACCCGAGGCACAACAGGUCGCAGACACACUGCUGUCCAAGACCGUCAACAUGACACGGGACUGGUACGCCUCUACAGGCGCUCUGUUUGAGUUUUAUGAUGCCGACAAUCGGGUCCCCCCCACCCUCCUGGAGCGCAAAGGCAAUGCGGACAGUGGCGGGGUACGCGAUUAUCACUGGACGGCAGCCUUGAUCUACCGCAUGCUACACGAUCCCAGCACCUCGCUACCUCAGGCCUAG
This is a messenger RNA of Monosiga brevicollis MX1, 1722 nucleotides long. RefSeq lists its product as uncharacterized. The record is from RefSeq and is a predicted model, not a curated record. The transcript is spliced from 6 exons. Lineage: Eukaryota; Choanoflagellata; Craspedida; Salpingoecidae. Gene Ontology annotation, molecular function: alpha,alpha-trehalase activity. Gene Ontology annotation, biological process: trehalose catabolic process. The coding region runs from base 1 to 1722 and encodes 573 amino acids.